GAUGAGCGGAUCAGGCAGCGACCGGGCGCUGUGCAGGGGGUGCGGGCGCGCGCGCGCCUGAGGAAAGGAGCUGUCGGUGCCGCGCGCGGCAGGCGGAGCCCGGCUAGGGGAGGGGUCCCGCCACAGCCCCCUUCUCCGAAUCCGCACAGCCUGGGCCGCUGCCCCUGUGCCAUUCCUCCCGCUGGACCGGGCUGCGGGCAGAGGAUCUCAAGUAGCAGGAUGGAAGAACUCUGACUGACGGAGAGACAGACAACACACUCUUUCAGCAUGGAGACUGUUCCGGUUGAUGGGGAACUUGAUAGAAAUUCACAUCAUGGUGAUAACAGAGACUCUCAUGGACCAUCAACAGUGGUAACAAACAGCGAUGAGUCACAGCUUUUAACUCCAGGAAAAAUGAGCCAGCGCCAGGGGAAAGAAGCCUAUUUUACUCCAACCAAAGAGUCACUACAACCAUCUCUCAGCCCAGGAACUACCCACAGCCAUGGUUUUGACAAAGGGAAGGAUGAGGCAUCACAAAGUAAAGAGGAUACAACCCAUUCUAUGUCGAAAAGCAAGUCUGAAUCUAAGCUUUUCAAUGGCUCUGAGAAGGACAUUUCUUUAUCUUCAAGCAAACUUACAAAAAAAGAAUCUCUCAAGGUUCAAAAGAAAAAUUACAGAGAAGAAAAGAAGAGAGCUACGAAAGAAUUACUUAGCACUAUCACAGACCCAUCAGUUAUUGUUAUGGCCGACUGGUUGAAGAUUCGUGGUACAUUGAAAAGCUGGACCAAACUGUGGUGUGUACUGAAACCAGGAGUGUUGCUUAUUUACAAAACCCCCAAAAACGGCCAGUGGGUGGGAACUGUGCUCCUGAACGCUUGUGAACUCAUCGAGAGGCCUUCCAAAAAAGAUGGCUUUUGUUUCAAACUCUUCCAUCCUUUGGAGCAGUCCAUAUGGGCUAUAAAGGGUCCCAAAGGUGAAGCAGUUGGUUCUAUAACUCAGCCAUUGCCAAGCAGUUAUUUGAUCAUCCGAGCCGCUUCAGAAUCAGAUGGCAGGUGUUGGAUGGAUGCUUUGGAACUGGCACUGAAAUGUUCAAGUCUGCUUAAACGUACAAUGAUUAGAGAAGGUAAAGACCACGAUUUGAACUCUUCAGGAGACAGUACUCAUGUCUCCUUCUAUGGUCUGCUUCGUGCUAACAACUUGCACAGUGGAGAAAACUUGCCGUUAAAUGACAGUGAAAUUGAAAGGCAUCACUUCAAAGAUCAAGAUAUGUACUCUGACAAAUCUGAUAAGGAGAAUGACCAUGACCAUGAGGAAUCCGAUAAUGAUGGGUUAGGGAAAAGCGAAGAAAGCGACAGUGACACUUCAGAGCGACAGGAUGAUUCUUUUGUCGAUCCAGAACCGAUAGAUAUCAAGGAAACUACUUAUUUAGAACAGAGUCCAGAAGAACUUGGGGAGGCAGGGGAGGCUGCUCAGACAGAAGUAGUGUCAGAAGAAAACAAAAGCCUGAUCUGGACACUACUGAAGCAAGUGCGGCCAGGAAUGGACUUGUCCAAGGUUGUACUGCCUACGUUUAUCUUGGAACCUCGUUCUUUCCUGGACAAGCUGUCUGAUUACUACUACCAUGCAGACUUUUUGUCUGAAGCCGCCCUUGAAGAAAAUGCUUACAAUCGCAUGAAAAAAGUAGUGAAGUGGUAUUUGUCAGGAUUCUACAAAAAGCCAAAGGGACUGAAAAAGCCGUACAAUCCUAUACUUGGUGAGACUUUUCGCUGCAUGUGGGUUCAUCCAAGGACAAAUAGCAAGACUUUUUACAUUGCAGAACAGGUAUCACAUCAUCCUCCGAUAUCCGCCUUUUAUGUUAGCAACCGCAAGGAUGGUUUUUGCCUUAGUGGUAGCAUUCUGGCCAAAUCAAAAUUCUAUGGGAAUUCAUUGUCUGCCAUAUUAGAUGGAGAAGGACGGCUGACAUUCCUAAAUAGGGGAGAAGAUUAUGUCAUGACGAUGCCAUAUGCUCAUUGCAAAGGAAUUCUUUAUGGCACAAUGACCUUAGAGCUUGGGGGAACAGUCAAUAUCACUUGUGAGAAAACUGGCUACAGUGCAACAAUUGAAUUCAAACUCAAGCCUUUUUUGGGUAACAAUGACAGUGUUAACCAAAUAUCAGGGAAAAUUAAGCUUGGCAAAGAAGUUCUUGCUAUUUUGGAGGGUCACUGGGACAGUGAAGUUACUAUUAGUGACAAGAAGACAGAUGUUUCGGAGAUAUUCUGGAACCCAACAUCUGAUAUCAAGCAGCGAAGAUUACCUAGAUACACAGUGAAGUUUGAAGAGCAGGGUGACUUUGAAUCAGAGAAGCUUUGGCAACAAGUGACGAGAGCAAUAAAUAAUAAAGACCAAACAGAAGCUACUCAAGAAAAAUAUGUUCUGGAAGAAGCUCAGAGAAAGAGUGCCAAAGAAAGGAAACUCAAGGGUGAAGAGUGGACUUGCAAGCUGUUCGAUCAGGAUUCCGUCACAGGAGAAUGGCACUACAAAUAUGCCGAUACCAGACCAUGGGACCCUUUGAAUGACAUGAUCCAAUUUGAAAAAGAUGGCACCAUCCAAACAAAAGUUCGACAUCGGACACCCAUGGUUAGUGUUCCAAAAAUCAAACGCAAGCCAGCCAAUCAGAAGAAAGGAGAGUGUGGUUUCUCAUCCCCGGAGCCUGAUAACCAGGAUUCUUCUGGGAGCGAAGCGCAACUUCUGAAGCCUAAUACAAGAAUAAGGAAAAAGGGGGCAGACCUUGGUGAACUUCAGAGUGCCAUUGAAUCUAUAAAGGAAACACAAGAAGACAUUAAGAGGGACAUUAUGGCUCUGCGAAAUAGAGUCACUUCUAAUUCACCACCUGCGGACUACCAUUUCUUGCAGUUUAAGCACUAUGUCUUCAUUUCACUUGUGGUUCUGCUACAGCUUAUCGUUAAUUUCUUGUUCAAAUAGGAAGUGUGAGCAAGGGUCUUUCUGAACUGGAAUGAUUGAACUGUUUCCAGGGACCAUAUUUUAAGUGGGACUUUAAAUGAUGCAAUAUUAUCUUUAAGAGCCCUGUAGCAACAACUUACAGAACUUUGCCUUGGCAUCCAUGGUUCAGAAUCAUACUCCUGUCUACCCAGUUGAAGUAAGAAUUGUGUAAGUGCCAGUACACUCUUGCUCCUGGUGUGUGCCUCUGUCUUGCAGACAUACAACAUCAGCCUUGUGUUUUAUAUUGCGGCGUAUGCUAUACUGGUGAAUCUUCACCACAGAUUAGAUGACGUUGAAAAUUCAUCAGUCAGACCCUGUAGGUAGGAUGUGAUUCCUGUUAUGAUAGAGUGACAAAAGAGCAGGCUUUGUUACAUUUAAACUUACCACUUUUGUAACAAAGGGACUUUUGAAGUAGCCAACAGUUUUUGUAAAUGGCAUUGGGUGUUUGGAAGUUAACUUUUGUUUAAGGUCAGGCAAAUAAGUUAUUUUACAAAGAACACGACUGUUAGAAAUUGGUAAGUAAAAAGCUGAAGUCUUUGGGAAUUUUGCAAUGUAAUGUCUUUCAUUUGUUUUGGAAGUAUGACCUUUUUAUCCUGAACUACUUUAGUGGCUUGUAAGCCAGCUGUUUUAUUUUUAUAGUUUUAAAACUUCAGAAUCUUCAUAAAAACAUUCCUGCAUCUACUGUACAGAGCACAUUUUUAACAGUACAGCAUCUGGGAAGGUACUAUCUGGGUCCACCCUCUCUCAUGAGCUGCAAAUGUUAACGAUUUACUCUUUUUUUUUGUAAGCCUUGGUAAAUCUACAGCUUUGGAUCUACAGUUGUUUAUGGCCAUGUCACAGUAGGCGGACAAACUGCUGAGGCCAGGACUCAGUCUUACUUUUGAAACAAAAUGUGAAGAUGCACCAGUGUGCUUAGUAUGUAGCUCAAGUUGGGCUUCCCAAAAGGCAGACCAUGUAGAACAGAAUUCAGGCACCAUCACGGGUUUGCUUGCAAGUGAAAACAAGUGUGUUUACAAGGGGAAAGUCUUCAGGAAUGGUGAGAUGGCUAACGACACACAUAUCAAAACAAAUGAGUGAAAUCCUAAGUCUUUGUUAAAUUCCUCCUUGCUGUAGUAUAUAUUACCAAACACAGAAAACAGAUGCAGCUUUUCCUUAUGAUAUAGCCAUAGAAAUUCAUGUGAAGGUUAUGUUUCUAUUUAAAAACAGGGUUUGUAACACUUCUACUUGAAGUAACAGAUGCAUGUAUAGAACUUGUAAAAUUUCAGCAAAAAAAUGUAGUCCAGUGUUUAUGUAGUGAAUUCUUUAUGUCACAUGUAGCAAGUCAAAAAGGGGCUGUAGUACAUAAAGGUCCUCCCAGUGACCCAGCCAAGACAAGAGGAGGAUGAGCUGCACAAAGCAAAGGACAGACCAGUUUGUUUCCAGAGGAUCCACUCAGAAAUCCAAUCCAUCCGAGGCAGUGGAACAGUUCAAAGGUCACAUUUGGCUUUUUGCCUUGGCCCGGUUAUCUCUCUGCCUUGGGCAGCCCCCCUGACUCUCUCCAGGUGAUCUGCCUUUCUGUUCUACAUCAGUCACACCAGUAUUUUGUGCAUUUGCUUGUUGCUUAUCAGUCUAGCUCAUGUGUUUCUGUAGCUGACACUUCCACACACCUCCCCUUCUCUUUCACCUUUCCCCUUCUUUGGGCUUCAGCUAGGUAAAAGUUUCUGGCUUGAGCAGUCAACUUCAGCUCAUUUCAUACAGCUUCAUAUGAGCACAGUUUGGUCUAGAAUCAUUUUCUGAAAUGUGACACCUCAACCAGAGUGAUCUUGUAUAUGUGGGCAAGACCGAACUUGAUUGGACUUCUAUCAUAUUUACAAGCUGAUGAGGUAAAAUUUGUGGAUGCAGAAAGUCUGUAUGUAAGAGGAAAAAAAAUCCCCAAAUUAAGUCUCUAAAUGGAAACCUGAAGUUAUUAGCCAUUCAUAAAAUGGCAUAAAGAGAGCAGAAUAUUACAGCAUUAAAGCUGUAAUAUUCUUUUCCUGGAACUUGGCCAUUCACUAUUGUGUUCAGAUGUCAAAACUUCACCUGUCUUAAGAUCCAUGACAAGCCUUUAAACGUAUUCCCACAUAAAAGUAGUACAAGAGCAAUAGCUUCAAUUCCCUAAAAUAAUACCCAGCUAAAUUUGUGGUGCUGAAAUUCUUGACUGAUAGUUAGAAGCCUUUAUCUCCCUUGUACAUGGAAGUGUCCUUCUGCCUUUCAUAAUCACUUCUAUUCAAGAUCAGUUAACAACACAGUCUGUGCAUGUAUUUUUAUACGACUGCAUGGAUUAAUAACAUUCAACCCGUCUGACACCACCAUGCUGGACAAUGUCAGACUAAACAGAUACUCUCCAUCUGAAAUUCAUGCUUGGCUCCAGAUAAGUAGAAGGCUUGAACAGAGCGAGACAAAAUGCCUGUGCUUAUUUUCCUUUUCAAAUUAUUUCUUGGAGUUUAAUUCUCUGUAAAAGUGGUUCAAGGGAUGUUCCCAGAAGGUAAAGGAAAAUGAAGAAACUUCUUCAAAAGUAAAAUUGCAUGCUUCUACUUGACUGGUUGAUAACUUAAAUUCUGAAAAGUACAUCUAAACCCUGGUAAUUCCUGGGUUUGCUGGGGUUCAUGUGGUGUUCCCUCAUGUGAAUAGAACAAGGAAAUUUCCUGCCCAACUUGUACAGUACAGCUGGUCACAGGCAUGUGUAUGAAGCCUUUUCUUUCGCAUAGCACCAUCGUCCUAUUGAACCAUGACAUGUAGCUGAUCUUGAAUGUUACUCAAGACCAAGCUCUGCACAUAGUUAGAGAAAUUGAUUGUACAGUUUACAGAUGUUUGAGAGCUUUGGCCUCCUACUGGUUUUUUAAAGUUUAAAACAGCACUUCUUUUCACAUUUGAUUGACAAAUCUUUUGUUUGGGUUUUUUUUUCCUUGUACAGGAAAUAUUUUCGGAAUUUCUUGCCAUGUGGAUUUGAUGUUUUGGUUUGGGGUUUUUUUUUCAAAUGCACUCUAAGCCUUUAAUUUGCCAUUUAGGUACAGAUUGCCUAGUUAGGUACAGAUGACAGUACGAGAAUGUAAAUAUGCCAUCUGAAAUGCAGCAAGUAUCAGUUUCCGCAGGAGGUGAUGUUUCUUGCAUUUCACAUGUUGAUUCCUUUUCAAUAAUUGACAUUACUUAAUGAGGGUAGAACUUGGUUGUACCCCCCACCCUCACUUAAAUCUCAAAUUACUUGAAAGGUUAUCCCAUAAACUAUAGUGAUGGUGGUUUCUUCUUUUUUUGUUUCUUUGUUGCCCUCUUGUGCCUUUGGCUUUUUCUUUUCUUGAUCGACUGGUGUUUAUGAAAACAGACCUUGGGUUCAGUGUUUUGUAAAGGCUACUACUUCGCCUCUGUUUGUGUAAAUAGUACAUAACAAGGAUUCUGUACAUCUUUAAGUUUUAAUUAUUGUUAUUUCAAAUAUUAUUUCAAGGAUAUUCUCAAAUCGCAGAAGAUUCAGCGGAUAUUGUAAACAGUGCCUUCUUGAGGGGUUUCUUGCCGAGCCAUGUAAAGAAUUGUGAAGUCUGUGCCAUAUGUAACAUCUCAACUUUUUGCGGGGGCUGUUGUGUUUGAAAACUAACUAUCUUUCUUCGUCAGGCUCGGGCCGGGGGAGGCGGUAAAUACCGACUAUUCAGAGACAGUAAAUAAAACACAUUAAAUGUC
Molecule: messenger RNA, 6645 nt
Organism: Colius striatus (speckled mousebird)
Lineage: Eukaryota; Metazoa; Chordata; Aves; Coliiformes; Coliidae
Gene: OSBPL8
Product: oxysterol binding protein like 8
Exons: 24
Coding region: 268-2940 (890 amino acids)
Cellular component (GO): cytosol; intracellular membrane-bounded organelle; membrane
Molecular function (GO): cholesterol binding
Source: RefSeq, a predicted model, not a curated record